This is a messenger RNA of Corythoichthys intestinalis (scribbled pipefish), 1130 nucleotides long. RefSeq names its product proteasome 20S subunit beta 1 (gene psmb1). Lineage: Eukaryota; Metazoa; Chordata; Actinopteri; Syngnathiformes; Syngnathidae. The record is from RefSeq and is a predicted model, not a curated record. Bases 103 to 816 code for a protein of 237 amino acids. Gene Ontology annotation, cellular component: proteasome core complex. The transcript has 6 exons.
AAUUUAAAAUUCCCUCAAAGAAGAAGUUGCCAUAUUGCAGUGAUACAGCGACUUUAGCAGAGAAUCAUAAGAUUUAAUCUCGAUUUCGCUAUUUAGAAGAAGAUGCUCUCGUGUCAAAGAUUUGGCGAUACGGCUGAAAUGAAAGACUAUCAUUACACAGGUCCAGUUGAGCACCGGUUUUCGCCGUACACGUUCAACGGCGGGACUGUUCUGGCGCUGGCUGGAGAAGACUUUGCCAUUGUAGCUUCAGACACAAGGUUGAGUGAAGGCUAUGCAAUCCACAGCAGAGAGUCUCCCAAAUGUUACAAGUUGACAGACACAACUGUUAUUGGCUGUAGCGGUUUCCAUGGUGACUGUCUGACUCUGACAAAAAUCAUUGGUGCCAGACUAAAGAUGUACAAACACUCAAACAAUAAGACCAUGACGUGCGGAGCCAUCGCUGCCAUGCUGUCUACCAUCUUGUACGGCAGGAGGUUCUUCCCCUACUACGUUUACAAUAUCAUUGGAGGCCUUGAUGCAGAGGGCAAGGGUGCAGUGUACAGUUUUGACCCAGUGGGAUCCUAUCAGAGGGAUUGCUACAUGGCUGGGGGAUCAGCUAGUGCCAUGCUCCAACCACUGCUAGACAACCAGAUUGGUUUCAAGAACAUGGAGGGCAUGGCACACGUUCCUCUAUCCCGCGAGAAGGCCAUUCAGUUGGUCAAAGAUGUUUUCAACUCUGCCGCGGAAAGAGAUGUUUACACUGGAGAUGCUCUUCAAAUCUGCCUCAUCACCAAGGAUGGGAUCACAGAGACGACCUUCAAAUUGAGGAAGGAUUGAAGAAGACAUUGGUCGUUCCGUCUUUUUUUUCUCCGCUUGCGCUUGCUUUCAAAUCCACUAUGCAGAUUGUGUCCAACAGAAGUGUUGAUCCAGACAUUAAGGGACUACUUUUAACCAGGAAACUUAGAUUCCAUUUUGUAGGUGUGUAGUUUUUUUUCUUGAUUAAGUUUUCCCUACAUUUUCCCUGUUAUUACAGCUAGGAUCUUUGAUUAACACUGCUGUAGUUAUACAUCUGACCUGAAAAGUUCCCAUUCUAAAAGAAACAAUCUGCUAUUCUUUUUACUUUGUUAAUAAAUGGAAAGGAUUGGGGAAAA